AUGGUCAGCAACAAUACGCAGCCUGAGGAGCUCACCAACAUUCUGGAGAUCAGCAACAUUGUUUUCACCAGCAUGUUUGCCCUGGAAAUGAUGCUGAAACUUUCAGCCUUUGGCCUGUUUGACUAUCUCAGAAACCCAUAUAACAUCUUUGAUGGCAUUAUCGUCAUCAUCAGUGUCUGGGAAAUCAUUGGGCAGAAUGAUGGAGGACUCUCUGUGCUGAGAACGUUCCGCCUUCUGAGGGUGCUGAAGCUGGUGAGAUUUAUGCCUGCUUUGAGGCGCCAGUUAGUCGUCCUAAUGAAGACCAUGGACAAUGUGGCCACAUUCUGUAUGCUCCUUAUGCUUUUCAUUUUUAUCUUCAGUAUCCUAGGAAUGCAUAUCUUUGGAUGUAAAUUCAGCUUAAGAACUGAUUCUGGAGACACCGUUCCUGACCGCAAGAACUUUGACUCACUGUUGUGGGCCAUUGUAACUGUCUUCCAGAUCCUGACACAGGAGGACUGGAACGUGGUGCUUUACAAUGGUAUGGCCAGCACAUCGCCUUGGGCUGCUCUCUAUUUUGUGGCCUUGAUGACAUUUGGAAACUAUGUCCUUUUUAACCUACUUGUAGCUAUCUUAGUAGAAGGGUUUCAAGCAGAGGGGGAUGCCAAUAGGUCUUUCUCUGAUGAAGACAGGAGCUCAUCAAAUAUUGAAGAAUGCGAGAAAUAUCACGAGGCUCAGCUGGGAUCUGUCCCGAUGACCCCAAAUGGACACCUGGAAAGCACACCAAUUACAAAUCAGCAGAUUACCGGUGGCGUAAUGAACACUUCAAGAAAUUCCCUUCAGAGGGAUCAAGUCCUUGUAGCGGUAGACUGCAGGAAAAGCAGCGUGAUGUCCCUGGGCAGGACGACCUAUGACCAGCGAUCACAGACCGGGUCGAGAGCAUCUCAUUGGGGCCGCAGUGGAGCAUGGGGCAGCAGGCGAUCUAGCUGGAACAGUUUAGGACGCCGUCCGAGUAUAAAGCCAAGACCUCUUACUGCAGAGCACGAAUCCUUACUUUCUCAGGGAGAGGACCAUAGAGACAGAAGUCAUUCCAGGCGGGCAUCAAGCCUAAAACACAGAAGGGCGAUGUCGCUCGACAAUAAGGGGUCUUCAGAUAUUCCAGAUCAGCCAGGAGUUCAUGCCAACCACAGGGUACCUUGCAAAGAAAACUCAACACUAGGGGAGCACCAGGAUCCCAUGGGAAAAACACAGUCAGUCAUGAAAGAUGUAUUUCCAAAAAUGAAUAACCGGAAGGAUAAGGAAGAAGAAGAAGAAGAAAUUGAUUAUAGUCUCUGUUUCCGAAUCAGAAAAAUGAUUGAAGCAUAUAGACCUGAUUGGUGUGAAUUACGUGAAGACUGGUCUAUAUUUCUUUUCUCUCCUCAGAACAGGUUCCGCAUCAUGUGCCAGACAAUAAUUGCACACAAGCUUUUUGACUAUGUCGUUCUUGCGUUCAUCUUCCUCAACUGCAUCACUAUCGCCCUGGAGAGGCCUCAGAUUGAGCACAAGAGUACGGAGAGGAUUUUCCUGAGUAUAUCAAACUAUAUAUUUACAGCUAUUUUUGUAGCUGAGAUGACAUUAAAGGUGGUCUCUCUUGGACUUUACUUCGGGGAUCAGGCUUACCUUCGCAGCAGCUGGAACAUCUUAGAUGGUUUUCUAGUUUUUGUGUCACUUAUUGAUAUUGUUGUAUCUGUUGCCUCAGCUGGAGGAGCAAAAAUAUUGGGAGUCCUAAGGGUGCUUAGACUUCUACGAACCUUACGACCUCUAAGGGUUAUCAGCAGAGCUCCUGGACUGAAACUGGUGGUGGAGACCCUAAUAUCUUCUUUAAAACCUAUUGGAAAUAUUGUUCUCAUUUGCUGUGCCUUUUUUAUUAUUUUUGGGAUUCUAGGUGUGCAGCUUUUUAAGGGAAAAUUUUUCUACUGCCUUGGUGUAGAUGUUCGAAAUGUCACCAACAGGUCAGACUGUGAAGCGGCCAAUUAUAAAUGGGUACACCAUAAGUACAACUUUGAUAACCUGGGGCAGGCGUUAAUGUCACUUUUUGUUUUGGCAUCUAAAGACGGAUGGGUUAAUAUCAUGUAUAAUGGACUAGAUGCAGUGGCUGUGGACCAGCAGCCUAUUACCAAUCACAAUCCUUGGAUGCUGCUUUAUUUUAUCUCUUUCCUACUCAUUGUCAGUUUCUUUGUACUAAAUAUGUUUGUGGGUGUAGUAGUAGAAAACUUCCACAAGUGCCGACAACACCAGGAGGCUGAGGAAGCCCGGAGACGAGAGGAGAAACGCCUUAGGCGGUUGGAGAAAAAAAGAAGGAAAGCCCAGCGCUUACCGUACUAUGCCACCUACUGCCCUGCACGCCUUUUAAUUCAUUCUGUCUGUACUAGCCACUACUUAGAUAUAUUCAUCACCAUUAUUAUUUGCCUUAAUGUUGUCACAAUGUCCUUGGAACACUACAGUCAACCAAGGUCUCUUGAAGUGGCUUUGAAGUACUGUAACUACAUGUUUACUACUGUCUUUGUACUUGAAGCUGUGCUGAAACUUGUAGCUUUUGGGUUUAGACGAUUCUUUAAGGAUAGGUGGAACCAGCUGGAUCUGGCCAUUGUGCUCCUGUCCGUAAUGGGUAUCACUCUGGAAGAGAUUGAGAUUAAUGCUGCUUUGCCAAUCAAUCCCACCAUUAUUCGCAUAAUGAGGGUGCUGCGCAUCACCAGGGUGCUGAAGCUGCUAAAAAUGGCAACAGGAAUGAGGGCAUUAUUGGACACGGUGGUGCAAGCUCUCCCACAGGUAGGAAACUUGGGACUGCUCUUCAUGCUUCUCUUCUUCAUUUAUGCUGCUCUGGGAGUGGAACUUUUUGGUAAACUAGUUUGCAAUGAUGAUCAUCCUUGUGAGGGAAUGAGCCGUCAUGCUACUUUUGAGAACUUUGGCAUGGCUUUCUUGACUCUUUUUCAAGUUUCUACUGGGGACAACUGGAAUGGAAUAAUGAAGGAUACCUUACGCGAUUGCACCAAUGAUGACCGUAGUUGUUUAAGCAACCUUCAGUUUAUUUCUCCUCUGUACUUUGUGAGCUUUGUGCUCACGGCCCAGUUUGUGCUAAUUAACGUGGUCGUAGCCGUAUUAAUGAAACACCUGGAUGACAGCAAUAAAGAAGCACAGGAGGAUGCAGAGCUUGAUGCAGAAAUUGAGUUGGAACUGGCUCAUGGUCUUUGUACUCAGACGUCUCCAGUGUCUGGUUUGGAUAGUGGGGGACGUGGAGGCAGACCAGCCACUGAUGGCCAUCGCAGCUUAAGGUGUUUUUCUCCUGCCCAGGAGAAUUUGUGGCUGGACAGCGUUUCCUUGAUAAUAAAGGACUCAUUUGAAGGGGAAUUGAUGAUCAUUGAUAAUUUAUCUGGUUCUGUCUUCCACCAUUACUCAUCCCCUGCAGUCUGUGAAAAAUGCAAUCAUGACAAACAGGAGGUCCAGCUGGCAGAAAUGGAGGCCUUUUCUUUAACCUCUGAGAAGUCCUCUUCAGUACUGACAGAUGAUCUCAGUUCAGAAGAUCAAGGGGUCACAAGUCAGUUAAAGGAGAUGAAGGAUGAUCAAGACAGUCCAGACUCUAUGGGAAUUGGAGUAUUUGGAGAAAACCUUUUUCCCUUAGCAAGCAUCCCUGACUUACCUACAGCUGAACACUAUAUAUGUGAGCUGGAGAAGCUGUCAUUAACCCCAGCCGAGUCCUGGGAUAGCUGGCUGAAAGAAGACAAUAACCCAGGCACACCAAGUCCCCUGUUGCCUGUUCCUGCCGACUUCUUUCAUCCAGCAGCCUCUCCCACAGAGGUGGAUUCAGAAGACCCUUCACUCAAUAAGAGCCUUCCCAAACUCUCCUCCCAAGAAUCAUGGGCUACUUUACGUUCCCCAGAUGUUAACUGUUCGUUACUUAGGCAGGCCACAGAAAGUAAUUCAUCUAUGGAAAGUGGAAGUGCAACUUCAGAGGACAGCUUACAGACCACUCUAGAGGACAGUUUAAAUUUAAGUGACUCUCCCCAGUGUACACUGGACCUUCCUGAUCUGCGGGUGGCUGCUGCCUCCCAUCGCACUACUCUGCCUAUUUCUUCAAUUUCUAUGAUACAGAGACGAACCAGCCGUCCAAACUUUGCCCUACAGAAGGUUCGGAGGCAUCAGCGCAGCCAUAGCAGUGGUGGUAGCACUAGCCCUGGAUGUACUCUUCAUGACUCCAUGGACCCUUCUGAUGAAGAAGGGGCAGGAGGAAGCCUGAGAGGAACAAGCGAACCCUCAGAGACCCUUAGUAGUUUAUCACUGACAUCUCUGUUUUCCCCACCCGCUUCUCUGGCACCACCUGGUAGUGCUAUGAAAAAAUGCAGCAGUGUCAACAGUCUUUCUGUUGCCUCUUCCAGGGUAAGAGGCACUAAACAGUUUUAUGCUGUUGAUCCACAGGGCUUCCUUUCAAUGCCAUCAUGGGUGAUGGAUUUUUACCAAACUUCUACUCCUUCAGAGAACCAAGAGAGCCGUAAUAGUAGCGGAAAAUUACCAACGGUGGAAAGGGAAAUGCCUGCCAAUAGUGUCUCAGGAAAUGUGGAUUUUGGCAAUAAUAGUCGGAGAAACAGAUGAGUUUUUUUGGGUGGGUGGCAGGGUCAGCUUUUUGGGGUGUGAUUACCUAACUCUUCAAAAGCGGGGGAAGCCUUAUGGCUCUCAAACAGACCGGCAGGAAAUGUUACAUUACCUCACUGUGUGAGCCAGCAAAGCAAUGCAAUGGGAAAACUCAGAGGUAGAGCAGUUGUGCUCUUGUGCUCUGAAUAUGUGAAGGAACCACUGUACUGUAACCGGCCAAUGAGGCUAUUACACAUAGUAUGAAGAUAUAUAAUGAUAUAUUAUUUUAUUUAUAUAUAUUUUAUUUUUAAUCUCGCUUGGGACUUCCUUAAAAGUUUGUAUCAUAAAAGGUAUCUUUAUGUGGCAAUACAAAUAUCUGGUGGACGAGAGUUAACUUUUGGUACUUUUGAUGUUCUUCCUACCCACAUAUAUAAAACUGAAAAUCUUUUCUACCAUUAAGGAAAAUUCUAGGAAUGUCCCAUUUAAUAUAUGAAUUCUUAGAGUAUCUAGUUAUAUAGUGAGACAUUUGAUAAGGUACCCAAGUCUAUCAAGUUGAACCAUCCCCAAUUCAUAGUUAAUGCAGGCAAUUCUGUGCAUCUUAAAUUGAUAAUACAGUUUUAAGAUAGCCAGAGGUCAUCUCAUUCUACCUCUUUUUGACCAUUUUAUUAUAAUUAUUUUAGCUCUUCUGAGAAAUAAUGUCUAAUGAAACCAAAAUGUAUAAGAAUGAUAUUAUACCUCUACCCACAAUUAAAAUCAAAUCCUUUUCCCAUAAAAUGUGUAGGUGACAUUUUAAUGUUUCAGCUGAAAACAGUUAAACAGCCAUUUUAAUGUUUAAAUGUAAGUUUAAAAAAUGUGAAAGGAAUGAUUUACUUAAUGAAACUGCUAAUUUUAUUUUAACAACUACUUUUUGCUCGCCAGGAACCUUAAACUGGAAUCUUGACACCCACCUAUGACCUCAUAUUUUGGUUUUAGAAAAUAGGAACAAACUAUCACCAGUUCACAUGGCUGGAAGCAAAACCAAGAACUUAAGAAGUAGAGAAUUGCUUCAUUUUAAAGUUUUUGAAGCAACCUAGGUAGGAGCAGUUUGAGUUCGCAAAGGUCUCUUUUAUUUAUAUCAGAUGCCUGAAAAAGAUAACUAACUCCUCUUCAAAGAAUACAUUCUUAAAUGUUAAAACCAAUAAUGGUAACGUCUUCAACUAUUUUCUCUUUAAAAACAAAGUUAAUUCUUAGUCUGCUAUGUGUAGCAGGCAUUUCGGCAGUGGAAAAAACAUCAAACCCUCUUGACACAACAACAUACU
Spea bombifrons (plains spadefoot toad) is the source of this 5879-nucleotide messenger RNA. It is a transcript of the gene CACNA1I, whose product is annotated as calcium voltage-gated channel subunit alpha1 I. The record is from RefSeq and is a predicted model, not a curated record. NCBI's taxonomy places the organism in Eukaryota, Metazoa, Chordata, Amphibia, Anura, Pelobatidae. Gene Ontology annotation, biological process: calcium ion transmembrane transport; positive regulation of calcium ion-dependent exocytosis; membrane depolarization during action potential. Gene Ontology annotation, cellular component: plasma membrane; voltage-gated sodium channel complex; voltage-gated calcium channel complex. The transcript is spliced from 28 exons. Gene Ontology annotation, molecular function: low voltage-gated calcium channel activity; voltage-gated sodium channel activity. The coding region runs from base 1 to 4602 and encodes 1533 amino acids.